This is a messenger RNA of Capronia coronata CBS 617.96, 1152 nucleotides long. RefSeq lists its product as uncharacterized. Gene Ontology annotation, molecular function: oxidoreductase activity, acting on the CH-OH group of donors, NAD or NADP as acceptor. The record is from RefSeq and is a predicted model, not a curated record. Lineage: Eukaryota; Fungi; Ascomycota; Eurotiomycetes; Chaetothyriales; Herpotrichiellaceae. The transcript has 2 exons. The coding region runs from base 1 to 1152 and encodes 383 amino acids.
AUGGCUUCCAAGUCUUCAUCAUCAGGGUCAUCACCCCCUUCUCAAUAUUCUUCUCCUUCUCCUCUGGCAAGACCGAAGCCAUGGUAUCGCCACAUAACACUCGAUCUCCUCCUCCAGAUUCUAGCAAACUCCGUCUUCCACCCCUGGAUCACUUUGAUUUUCUACCUCUGCCUGGCCUCAAUCCACAAGCACCGUGAACCUAUGGCCUACUAUACGCUAUAUUACACUGCUUUUCUCGCGGUGGUGGAGAUGUCGGGCUGGAUCAACCAUCGCAUAACCUACGGGCGGCAUAGGAGAGUGGAAUGGGAGAAGGAAGUCGCUGUCAUCACGGGCGGCGGGUCUGGAUUGGGCAGAGUACUGGCGCAGAUGUUUUUGCGGAAAGGGGCCAAGGUUGCCAUCUUGGAUGUUAAGGAGCCUGAUGCCCAGGUUGAGGAGGAGAUGGAGCGGUGGGACCUGAUCUGGGUCAAGGUCGAUGUUGGCGGUCUUGAGGAUGUGAGGAUGGCGGUGGACAGGGUCAUCGAUGAGCUCGGUUCCCCUACGAUCCUUGUCAACAAUGCCGCGACGCCUGUGAAUGGCCUUCCCCUACUGUGCUCCCCGGGAAAACCAUCGUCCCUUUCACCCGACCAGGCCCGCGAGACAUUGGCGAUCAAUGCCAUGUCACAUUUCAAUAUGCUCUCCGUGCUUCUGCCGCGACUCACGUCCUCUCCGAAGGGCGCGCAUAUAGUUACCAUCUCCUCGAUUCUCGCUCAUCUCGCGCCCGCCUGCUUGGCAGAUUAUACGUCGUCGAAAGCCGCGGUUUCAUCACUUCAUCAGACGCUCUACCAUGAACUGCGCAACAAUCCGGACCCUUCUGUUUUUGCGCGGGUCAAAACUCUCCUCGUCGAGCCAGGUCAACUCGACACACAGCUGUUCGCUGACAAUACGUCUGUUCCAUUCUAUGCGCAUUUCUUCGGCCCAGUGAUAGAGGCCAAGGACCUGGCCAAAGAGAUUGUGCGCACGAUAGAAAGGGGAGAUGGUGGCGUGAUAAGGACCCCAUUCUAUACCAAGUGUAUGCCUUUUUAUGGUGCCAUGCCAGGGACGUUUCAGCUGUUCAUGCGCUGGUUCAGCGGGAUCGAUGAAGCGAUUAUCGAGAAGACGAAAAGAAGCCCCUGA